Verticillium alfalfae VaMs.102 is the source of this 687-nucleotide messenger RNA. RefSeq lists its product as hypothetical. Bases 1 to 687 code for a protein of 228 amino acids. The transcript is spliced from 2 exons. Lineage: Eukaryota; Fungi; Ascomycota; Sordariomycetes; Glomerellales; Plectosphaerellaceae. The record is from RefSeq and is a predicted model, not a curated record.
AUGGAGCCGUUCGUCAACGACAUGCCUCAGCACAUCCACAUCACAGACCAAGGCGACGAGGGCGCAGGCGAGGGCGACAUCUUUGACGACGUCUGGGGCUCCGCGCCAGCAUCCCCCACGACGCAGACGCGUGACGCUCACUCGUCGCCGAGCACACGACCGCCGGCUACCGCGAGGGCGUCACGGCGGCCAAGGCCCACAGCAUCCAGGCCGGCUUUGACGAGGGCUACAGCCUGGGCGCCGCCAUCGGGUCCCAGGCCGGCCAGAUCAUCGGUCUCCUCGAGGGCGUCCGCUCACGCGCUCGCGGGUCACGACGACGCCAGCUUGGCGGAGGCGGCCGCCCGAAGUGUAAAGGAGGCGCGGGACGAGCUCCAGGUUGAGAAGCUGUUCGGGCCCGACUACUGGAACACGGACGGCACGUGGAACUACGAGGUGGCGGCGAAGAAGCAAGCCGACGGAACGCAGGAGAAGAACCGGGCAGGAGAGGACGACAUUCUGUUUGCUGACGUUGCUGACGCGCACCCGCUGAUCGUCAAGUGGACCGAGGUCGUUGAGGCUGCAGUCGCGCGAUGGGGCAUCGACCGCACCGUCUUUGCCGAUGUCUGUGAGGAGGAGCGUCUGGCCGCACAGGAUAGAGCUGCUGCCAACGCGGGACCCCAGCAGACGAGGAAGCCCCUUGACUGGUGA